Lasiodiplodia theobromae is the source of this 843-nucleotide messenger RNA. RefSeq lists its product as uncharacterized. Bases 1 to 843 code for a protein of 280 amino acids. Lineage: Eukaryota; Fungi; Ascomycota; Dothideomycetes; Botryosphaeriales; Botryosphaeriaceae. The record is from RefSeq and is a predicted model, not a curated record. The transcript has 4 exons.
AUGCCGACUCCCGCGCUUAACACGACUUGUAAUGGCACUCUUUAUAAUGUUAAGCCUGGAGAUGACUGCCAUUCAAUUUCACGGUCUGAAGGUAUCGGAACGGCAUGGCUGCUCUCUGACAACCACCUUCACGCCUAUUGCAGCAACUUCCCCGGUGUUGGCCAUACACUGUGCAUCAAAAACACAUGCGAUGUAUACACCAUCUCCGCCAACGACACAUGCAGUUCGGUUGCCAGCGCCCAUGGUAUCACCGUUUCGCAACUCCGAAGCUGGAAUCCAGUCCUUGAUAUGCGCUGUGGGAACAUGCCUUCCAUGGUCGGAGACCAGAUAUGCAUCUCCAGUCCAGGUCCAAGAUAUGCUACAGGCUCCAUUUCUGGCGUCACAAAUAUAACAACUUCUGUCCCUGUGCCCACCAACAUUGCGAAUGGUACGAACACAAGGUUCUCCAUUCCGUUGGAUGACUUCAUCUUCUUGAACCCUUCUAUCAACAAAAAUUGCACAAACCUUUAUGCGUAUAAGAGCUACUGCGUGAAAGCAGUGGGAUCGAUCAUGGAUUAUCCCGGUCAACCAGGUUGUAUCGGGCCAACUUCCACGAUUGCCGAAAUUCCCUACAGCAGCUUCGCAAUGGCAACCUAUAUCCCGCCGACCAUCAAAUCGGCAGAAGAGCUACCGCUUGCCAACGGCACCAUACCAAACUGCUCAAUCUACGCUGAUGGGGAUGAGCUUAACACCGACGUUGAUGGGACAUCUUACAAAUCAGUCUGUGAUCUGUGGGCUGAGGUGUGGGGCAUCAGUAUCACCGACCUUGUAAAGUGGUAUGUGCAUAUAUUCAUUACCAGAUGA